AUGAUUAGGCGUCCACCAACAAUCAUUUGCUACAUUUGUGGUCGUGAAUAUGGAACAAAAUCAAUUGCCAUCCAUGAGCCACAAUGUCUGAAAAAAUGGCAUAAUGAAAACAACUUGCUGCCUAAAGAGUUAAGGAGACCAGAACCUAAGAAACCUGAAGUCAGGGCCAUUAGUGCCAAAGGUUUCUAUGAUCUCGAUUCCUUAAAUGAAGCUGCUUGGAGAAGUGCCCAGAGCCAGUUGGUUCCCUGCAAUAUUUGCGGGCGUACCUUCCUGCCAGACAGACUGAUUGUUCACCAACGAUCCUGUAAACCAAAAGUCACCAAGUAAAGCCCGUUCUCUCUGUGAAAGUGUUACAGGAAUGAAUCCUUUGGAAAGAGAUCUGGGUGUGGUGAGGAGGAGGAAAAGUUGGCGAGGAGAGGAACAGUGGAAAUUGGAACGAAUCAAAGUCCUAGCGCAGGAAGCCCACUGCUUUGGUGGCACACGUGUAACCACUGUGCGGUGGGCAAAUGCGUGCGCAUGUCACACUUGUGUCAGGCAGAAUCACAAGCGGGCUGCCCUUCCUCAGACCUGGCACUUUGUCCCAAGGAAAUUUCGGAGCCAACUGUUGCCAUCUCUCCCCCACUCUCUUUCCCUGAGUGAGAGUUUGAACCUUGCAAUCAGGACUAUUAUUCAGUGAACAGAGGCUUUGGGUGGCGAUUUCAGGCAACUCCUUAGUCCCAAGAAAAACUGGACUCCUUCCCAGUCCUGUGCUGACUGAAAUAACAUGCCACUCCUGGCUCCCUCGGAUCCAGGGAAGUGUUUUUAAUUGAGCUGUUGAUUUGGAAUCUUCUUUUCUCUAGGAGAUCAUUCAACAUGAGAGACAUUCAAAAAAGGGCUGAGCACUUCUAAUACUGGAACCAUAUCUAACGCAUAUUCUCUUACUGAAAGUGAGAAAUGCAACGGGGAAAUUUCAGAACCAGUGCCAGCCUCAGAUGUCAGGAGAUUGCUCAAGUGCGAUUCAUCAAAUGGGUGGAGGCCCCUUCCUUCUAUAGGAGAA
This is a messenger RNA of Myotis daubentonii (Daubenton's bat), 1036 nucleotides long. RefSeq names its product zinc finger protein 475. The transcript has 2 exons. Lineage: Eukaryota; Metazoa; Chordata; Mammalia; Chiroptera; Vespertilionidae. The record is from RefSeq and is a predicted model, not a curated record. Bases 1 to 327 code for a protein of 108 amino acids.